This is a messenger RNA of Colletotrichum graminicola M1.001, 1152 nucleotides long. RefSeq names its product delta-aminolevulinic acid dehydratase. NCBI's taxonomy places the organism in Eukaryota, Fungi, Ascomycota, Sordariomycetes, Glomerellales, Glomerellaceae. Gene Ontology annotation, molecular function: zinc ion binding; porphobilinogen synthase activity. The record is from RefSeq and is a predicted model, not a curated record. Gene Ontology annotation, cellular component: cytosol. Gene Ontology annotation, biological process: heme biosynthetic process. The transcript is spliced from 2 exons. The coding region runs from base 1 to 1152 and encodes 383 amino acids.
AUGUCUUUUUCCAGUCUUGUUCAGGACCUCACUUUGAGGGAUUCUGGCGUCCCGCGCCGAUCCCGCGGUGAUCAAUCAGUCUCCACCAUGGACGACGGCCGGUCACAAAUCUCACGCGCCAUGUCCUACGCUAGCACUGCUGCGACGAGCGUCAGCAUCUCGGGAGACAUCUCGAGCCAGCUGCACGGUGGCUACUUCCAUCCCCUUGCCCGCUCGUGGCAAGCGGAGAGGCAAUUGACCAAGUCCAUGCUUAUCUACCCUCUCUUCGUUUCGGACCAAGACGAUGAGGAGGCCUUGAUCCCCUCUUUGCCCGGCCAAUACCGCCGAGGCAUCAACAAAACAAUGGCUUACGUGGAGACGCUUGUGCGCAAGGGCCUGCGCUCCGUGAUGCUCUUCGGCGUGCCCGUGCGUCCGGGAGUCAAGGACGCUCUCGGCACGGCUGCCGACGACCCCGAGGGGCCCGUCAUCAGGAGCAUUCGUGCGAUACGCCAGCGGUUCCCGCAGCUCUUCAUCUGCGCCGACGUUUGUUUGUGCGAGUACACGUCACACGGCCACUGCGGCAUCCUCCGCGACGACGGCAGCUUGAACAACCAGCUGUCGGUUGAUCGCAUCUCGGACGUUGCCAUUGCCUACGCCCUAGCCGGGGCUCACUGCGUCGCGCCGUCCGACAUGAACGACGGCCGCAUCCGUGCAAUCAAGCUGAAGUUGAUCGAGGAGGGCAUCGCGCACAAGACGGUGCUGAUGUCGUACUCGGCCAAGUUCUCGGGCUGCUUAUACGGACCGUUCCGCGACGCGGCAGGCUCUGCCCCGUCGUUCGGAGACCGCAAGUGCUACCAGCUGCCCCCGGGCGGGCGCGGCCUGGCGCGUCGCGCAAUCGUGCGCGACAUUGGCGAGGGUGCGGACAUCAUUAUGGUUAAGCCUGCCAGCCAGUACCUCGAUAUCAUCAGCGACGCGAAGGAGCUCGGCAAGGACAUGCCCGUCGCUGCCUACCAAGUCAGCGGCGAGUUCGCCAUGAUCCACGCGGCGGCCAAGUCGGGCGUGUUCGACCUGAAGCAGAUGGCGUUCGAGUCGACCGAGGGCAUCCUCCGGGCGGGGGCGACAAUCGUCAUCAGCUACUUCACCCCCGACUUCCUCGACUGGCUCUCAACUUAG